Messenger RNA from Phycomyces blakesleeanus NRRL 1555(-), 826 nucleotides. RefSeq lists its product as hypothetical. Gene Ontology annotation, biological process: maturation of SSU-rRNA from tricistronic rRNA transcript (SSU-rRNA, 5.8S rRNA, LSU-rRNA); translation. Gene Ontology annotation, cellular component: ribosome; cytosolic small ribosomal subunit. Lineage: Eukaryota; Fungi; Mucoromycota; Mucoromycetes; Mucorales; Phycomycetaceae. The transcript has 3 exons. The record is from RefSeq and is a predicted model, not a curated record. Bases 12 to 617 code for a protein of 201 amino acids. Gene Ontology annotation, molecular function: structural constituent of ribosome.
CCAACUCCACUAUGGGUAUCAGCCGUGAUUCGAGGCACAAGCGUUCCGAGACUGGUGCCAAGCGCGCUCAGUACAGAAAGAAGAGAAAGUUUGAGUUGGGCCGUCCCCCGGCCAUGACCAAGCUCGGUGGCAGACGUAUUCACGUCGUCCGCGUCCGCGGUGGUAAUGUCAAGCACAGAGCUCUCCGCCUUGAGUCUGGCAACUUCUCUUGGGGUUCCGAGGGUAUUGCCCGCAAGACCCGUGUCUUGACUGUCGUAUACAACGCCUCCAACAACGAAUUGGUCCGCACCAACACUCUCGUUAAGGGUGCCGUUGUUCAGAUUGAUGCCACCCCCUUCCGUCAGUGGCACGAGGCUCACUACGCUUCCUCCCUUGGCAAGAAGAAGGCCAACGCCGAGGAAGUUGCCGUUGAGAAGAAGUCUAACAGCGUCCAGAAGAAGAUUGCUGCCCGCCAGGCUGAUGCUGCCGUCGAGACCCUUCUCGAUGACCAGUUCACCUCUGGCCGUCUUUACGCCGUCAUUGCCUCCCGCCCCGGCCAAUCUGGUCGUUGCGAUGGUUACAUUCUCGAGGGUAAGGAGCUUGAGUUCUACGUCAAGAAGAUUAAGAGCCGCAAGUAAAUAUUUUUACUACUUCUCACAUCUUGAAGAAUCCCAUCGUUCGUAUGACCACACCAAUAAAACACAAAUCCAUGUCAUCAAUCAAUAAGAAACUUAUUCGGCUAGAUAGAAAAAAAUGUUGGCUUGUCUUUUAUAUAUAUAUAUAUAUAUAUAUAUAUAUAUGUAUAUGUAUUAUGGUUUUUGAAUCAGGUUCUCAGCAAUUGACCCAC